AGUGUGCCAAGACCAAAACUAAAACUUAAAAAAUAUAAUGUCAUUAACUUGACGUUAGUGUAGCCCAACUAUCGACACUUUUAGUAUCGAAAAAAGUCCAAUAUUAACACUUUCUUGAUCGCUCCGAAAAUCAAAUCCGUUAAUGGAGCGAAGUGUGUAUGAAAACCCCGGAGCAAAGGCAUUUCAAAUUGACAGUGCCAAUAGUUUAUGGAGGCUGCUGGAAAUGCUGGAAUACACUCAUGUAACUAAUGCUAUUUAAACUUGGGAGGUUUGCAAACUUGUGUAAACCAGCUGUAAGGUAUUAUUGUUCAGUCAAAGUAUCAAAAAUGUCGGCUGAAAUAAGUGCUGGUGUUCCUUUGAAUAAAGUGGUGACUGCACUGGAAGAAUUUGCCCCCAAGCAGCUAGCAGAAGGAUGGGAUAAUACUGGUUUACUUGUUGAGCCAUACACAGCAAAGAAUAUAACAAAAAUCAUGCUCACAAAUGAUUUGACAGAGGAUGUAGCCAUAGAGGCUGAUGCAAAUGGAUGUGAAAUGAUUGUAUCUUAUCACCCGCCCAUAUUUGCGCCUAUGAAAUCGGUCGUCCAAAGGUCCUGGAAGGAGCGAGUGGUAUCACUUUUGUUAGAAAAACGAAUUUCCCUUUACUCACCUCAUACUAGCUGGGAUUGCGUUAGGGGCGGCGUGAACGAUUGGUUGGCAUCUGCAUUCGUCUUCCAAGAGUCGGUUCCUAUUACACCAGGGGCUGACCCUAAUACAGGAGCUGGAAGACUUUUGAAGCUUAGCAGUGGGAUUUCCUUACAACAAGCAGUAUCCAGUGUGAAACAACUCACUGGUCUCCAACAUGUACGCGUAGCUGUUGCUAAAGGCAAAACCAUGGAAGAUACCAUAUCGAAGAUUGGACUAUGCGCUGGCUCUGGCGGCUCGGUGCUCAAAGGCGUCAGUGCUGAUCUUUAUUUAACAGGUGAAAUGCUCCAUCAUGACGUCCUGGAUGCUGCUCAAAAGGGAAUUUCAGUUAUUUUAACAAACCAUUCCGAUUCAGAGAGAGGAUUUCUACGGGUAUAUUCAUCAUAUCUUGAGAAAAGACUUGAAAAUCAAGUUCAAGUGUUUGUAAGCAAGCUUGAUAAGGAUCCCUUAACAACUGUUUAAAUAUGUAAUUUAUUAUGUUUAAGUAAUAAAAUACUUGAAGUAGUUUGUAAAUAUUUUAUUGGUUCUUAGUAUUGAUACCUUAAUCUUACCACAAAGUAUUGUUAUACAUUUUGUUAGGCUCAUAUUAAAUUAAUGAUUUAAAUAUUGACAUGGUGAGAUCAUGGUUAUUUUGUUCUGAUAAAACAUGCACACAUUCACA
Messenger RNA from Ostrinia furnacalis (Asian corn borer), 1341 nucleotides. Its product is annotated as NIF3-like protein 1. The transcript has 6 exons. Bases 249 to 1142 code for a protein of 297 amino acids. Lineage: Eukaryota; Metazoa; Arthropoda; Insecta; Lepidoptera; Crambidae. Gene Ontology annotation, cellular component: cytoplasm; mitochondrion. The record is from RefSeq and is a predicted model, not a curated record.